UCUGGAGGAUUCGCGCGUGGUAAGGUGUGGUGGGCGGAACGAGAGGGGACCCCGGGACCCUCCCCCGCCGCCAAAGCGGCCGAGUGCCCCCCGCGGUUCCCGGGACGUGGCGGGAGCGCGGAGGCACUGGCUGAGAGAUUGAUACCGUACCUCUGAUGAAACCAUGACCAGGUGGGCACGAGUCACUACCACACACAACAAAAGACCCUUGCCUGCAACAUCAUGGGAGGAUAUGAAGAAGGGGUCCUGUGAGGAAACAAGCCAAAGCCUACCAAAGAGUAAACAACUUGAAGCCAAUAGGCUGUGCCUUAAAAAUGGUGCACACCAAGCAAAACACAAAAAGAACAAAAAGAAAAAGGAGUACUUAAAUGAAGAUGUGAAUGGAUUCAUGGACUACCUAAGACAAAACUCACAGAUGGUUCACAAUGGGGAAAUAAUAACAGACAGUCGGGAAGUACGGGAAGAAAUUGCAGUUGCUUUAAAGAAAGAUAGUCGCAGAGAAGGAAGACGGUUAAAGAGACAAGCAGCAAAGAAAAAUGCAAUGGUAUGUUUUCAUUGUAGAAAACCUGGCCAUGGGAUUGCAGAUUGCCCGGCUGCCCUUGAGAAUCAAGAUAUGGGCACUGGAAUAUGUUAUCGGUGUGGAUCUACAGAGCAUGAAAUAACCAAGUGCAAGGCUAAAGUAGAUCCAGCUCUUGGUGAAUUUCCUUUUGCAAAAUGUUUUGUUUGUGGGGAAAUGGGGCACCUGUCCAGAUCUUGCCCUGAUAAUCCCAAAGGAGUCUAUGCUGAUGGUGGCUGCUGCAGACUUUGUGGCUCUGUGGGACAUUUUAAGAAGGAUUGCCCUCAAAGUCAGAAUUCAGAUCGAAUGGUUACAGUUGGUCGCUGGGCAAAGGGGAUGAGUGCAGACUAUGAAGAAAUUUUGGAUGUGCCUAAACCACAGAAACCCAAAACAAAGAUACCUAAAGUUGUUAAUUUUUGAUAAUGACUAGGACUAUGAUAAGUUACCAUCUCAUUGUUACAUUCUGAACUGGGCCUUCACAAGUUGAAGCUGGGCUCCCUUGGAGAGGCCUGAAUUGUAGAUGUCGGUGUGAUCUGGGAGGUCAAAUAGUUAACUGAGUUCUGUCCAAGGAGCACUUCUGCCUGGAGAAAAUCACUGAAGAAAAGCAUAAGAUGUUUAAAUUGGAUUCUCUAAAAUAACUUUUUUAGCAGAACUUACGUGUAACUAAGUGGUUAUAGACCUAAUUGUAACAAUCAUCUUUUUU
This is a messenger RNA of Myotis daubentonii (Daubenton's bat), 1259 nucleotides long. RefSeq names its product zinc finger CCHC-type containing 9 (gene ZCCHC9). NCBI's taxonomy places the organism in Eukaryota, Metazoa, Chordata, Mammalia, Chiroptera, Vespertilionidae. Gene Ontology annotation, molecular function: zinc ion binding; nucleic acid binding. Gene Ontology annotation, cellular component: nucleolus. The record is from RefSeq and is a predicted model, not a curated record.